CUGGCCAUGUCGUAUCCUCAGGGUUACUUGUACCAGCCGUCAGCGUCCUUGGCUCUCUACUCCUGUCCGGCGUACAGCACCAGCGUGAUCUCCGGACCCAGGACUGAUGAACUUGGGAGAUCUUCUUCGGGCUCCGCUUUUUCCCCUUAUGCCGGAUCUACCGCCUUUACCGCCCCUUCCCCGGGUUACAAUUCCCACCUUCAAUACGGCACCGACCCGGCCGCCGCCGCCGCCGCCGCCUUCACUUCCUACGUGGGCUCUCCCUACGACCACACGCCGGGCAUGGCCGGCUCCCUGGGGUACCACCCGUACGCGGCGCCGCUCGGCUCCUAUCCCUACGGGGACCCCGCGUACCGCAAGAACGCGACGCGGGACGCCACGGCUACGCUCAAGGCCUGGCUCAACGAGCACCGGAAAAACCCCUACCCCACCAAGGGCGAGAAGAUCAUGCUGGCCAUCAUCACCAAGAUGACCCUCACCCAAGUCUCCACAUGGUUCGCCAACGCACGGCGGCGGCUCAAAAAGGAGAACAAAAUGACCUGGACGCCGCGGAACCGCAGCGAGGACGAGGAGGAAGAGGAGAACAUCGACCUUGAGAAAAACGACGAGGACGAGCCUCAGAAACUGGAGGAGAAGGGGGACCCCGGGACGCCGGACACAGAAGCGGCGGAUCCCAAGGCAGCGCCGGGCUGCGAGCGCCUCCAGGAGUCCCCCGACCCCCGGGAGGCCGAGGGCGGCCUCAGCGACUCGGAUUGCAAAGAACCAACGGAGGAGCGGCUCGACGGGCCGCCCGCCCCCCCCAAGGCGCCCGGUUCUUCCCCGCUGGGGCCUUGCCCGGCGGGUCGCGGGCUGCCGCCGGCGGGCAGCGAGGAGCCCCCGCCGUACCGCCCGCCCUCCGCCGCCGCCGGGCCCCCGCACGCCGCCGACCUUCACCCGCUGCUGCCCGCUGCCACCGGCGCCUCCGUCAUCCACUCGCCGCAGCAGGCGGCCCUCGCCAAGCCCAAGCUUUGGUCACUGGCCGAGAUCGCCACCUCGGUGGACAAGGCGAAGGAGGCCGGUGGUGAGGCGGCGCCCCCCGGUCCCGCCGUGCUGGGCGGCAGCGGCCCGUCCCGUUCGCCGCCGCGGCCGCGCUCGCCGGUAGCGCAAUGCCCCUUCCCCAACGGGGCGGUCCUGCCACGGCCGCUCUAUUACACGGCGCCCUUCUACCCCGGUUACACGAACUACGGCUCCUUCGGGGCCCUGCACGGGCACCCCGCCGGCGGCCCCGCCGCCACCGCCCCCGGCGCCCACUUCAAUGGAUUAAACCAGACUGUCCUCAGCAGAGCCGAAAGCCUGGCUAAAGACACUAAAAUGAUCAGGAGCCAGUCCCAAGUAGAUCUUUGCAAAGACUCACCUUACGAACUGAAGAAAGGUAUGUCCAACAUUUAAUAUCGGCUUCUCCUCCUUACUCCCUCCUGGGACUGUGGUUUUGUUCUUAUAUUUUGUUUGUUUCUGUUUGGGGUUUUUUUUUUGUUUAAUUUAUUGAGAGAAAUAAUAAAUUGCUUUGGCAGUUAUUUUUCCACUACCAAAAGAACAACAAAACAAGCAGAAAAAGACCAGCUCCCCCGCCUCCC
Messenger RNA from Calypte anna (Anna's hummingbird), 1613 nucleotides. RefSeq names its product iroquois homeobox 5 (gene IRX5). Bases 7 to 1428 code for a protein of 473 amino acids. Gene Ontology annotation, cellular component: nucleus. NCBI's taxonomy places the organism in Eukaryota, Metazoa, Chordata, Aves, Apodiformes, Trochilidae. Gene Ontology annotation, molecular function: RNA polymerase II cis-regulatory region sequence-specific DNA binding; DNA-binding transcription factor activity, RNA polymerase II-specific. The record is from RefSeq and is a predicted model, not a curated record. Gene Ontology annotation, biological process: regulation of transcription by RNA polymerase II; neuron differentiation; cell development. The transcript has 3 exons.